Messenger RNA from Durusdinium trenchii, 786 nucleotides. The record is from the annotation of a GenBank genome assembly. Lineage: Eukaryota; Dinophyceae; Suessiales; Symbiodiniaceae.
GAGAUCUUUGCAAAGAGGGGUGCUACCUUGUUUCGGAACAUUGUUUCUCCCAAGGAUGUGGCAUUCCAGGCGCCUGAGAGUGCGGAAGUUUUAGAGGCGCCACGAGGAUACAAGCGAGCUGAUGCCAAGGUGAAAUGUGAAGCCUGCGGCAAGAGGACUCCAUCGUCGCUUCCGAGAUGCGGCUAUUGCGGAAUUGAGAACGCGAAGCAUUGUCCCAUCCAAGACGCUGUCUCUCAGGGUAUCAAGCAGCAAGGAUACACCAAGAAGAUUCCUGCUGUGGUCGACACAGCUGCAGAGCUUUCUGGCAUAGAGACGGCAGCCAAAGCGAACUUGGUUCGGUGGUCUGGUGAUCUGACUGGUGAAAUGCGCAAGCGCAAGAGUUCUGAAGAAGCCCAAGGAGACCUGCCAGAGGGUGGCGUCUUGCGUUUGCAAGGACAGCCUGCCUUGAAGAAAGCAGCAGCAGAGACUUCGGCUUCCUCACUUCCCCAGAAAGAGCCAGAGACGAAAGAGCCAGAACCAUUGAAGCUGGAGCUGGACUUGGAUGAUCCGGCAGACGCUGUGCAGUUCUUGCUGAGCAAGUUCAAGGCAGCAGAGCGUGACAAGCUGCAGCCAGUCUGCCGGUUUUUUGUCCAGGAACUUCGGAAAGGAAAGAAAGAACCAUUGGUAGAUUUGCUGCAGGAGGAGGUAAUUGGGCCAAAAGUGCUUGACUCCGGCAAAGGGAGGCAGUCCUGGGCCGCAGCGUGGAGUGCCAACCGAGCACAGCGCUUCGUGACCGUCAACAUGUAG